AUGGCAUGUCGCAUGCUUGGUAUUUGUCCUCACAUGAUUAAAUAUGUGAUAUGUGAAACAUAUUGCAAGUUGUAUUCAAUUAGUGAUGUGUCAAUGAAGAAACCAAAUCAACGCCCUAAUAUUAGCAAAUACACAUUUAAAGACUUUCCAAAUCAUCUAAUGGCCAACAAAAGACAAUUUUGUGAUGAUGAUUUGUUCAAAAAAGUUCCAGUCUCAG
Molecule: messenger RNA, 217 nt
Organism: Dentiscutata erythropus
Lineage: Eukaryota; Fungi; Glomeromycota; Glomeromycetes; Diversisporales; Gigasporaceae
Source: the annotation of a GenBank genome assembly